AUGAGAGGCGAAUGGAAUGAAAUUCUAAGAGAAUCUACAAUGUUAGCUCUUAAAGUUGCCAUUCCUGUAUCCUCUUUUAUUGAAAAGAGAACGAUAAAAGUUCGUAGAUUUUUUGACGAGGAAGCAAGGGAUGAACCCAUCGCUGACCCAGAGAAGAAAUUCUGUGUCGAAGUAUUCUUUAAACUCAUUGACACGGCUACAUCGCAACUAGAAGAACGGUUCAAAGGCCAGACUUUUGUUGCCAAGACAUUCAAUUUUUUGGCACCAAAGAGCAUAUUGAAGAUGACCGCUAGUGAAGUCUGUUGUGCUGCCAAUGAUCUGAUUUCUACUUACAAGUUUGACUUGUGUUCCGAGUUUGAAACUCCAUAUAGCACUAUGCUAAUGACUUAA
This is a messenger RNA of Paramuricea clavata, 390 nucleotides long. The record is from the annotation of a GenBank genome assembly. NCBI's taxonomy places the organism in Eukaryota, Metazoa, Cnidaria, Anthozoa, Malacalcyonacea, Plexauridae.